AUGGUCAAAGCUAUCAUCGCCCCCUCGAUCCUUGCGUCCGAUUUCGCCAACUUGGGGUGCAAUUGCCACAAAAUGUACGACUCUGGCGCCGACUGGCUCCACAUCGACGUCAUGGACGGCCACUUUGUGCCCAACAUUUCCUUGGGUCCUCCGAUUGUGAGUUCUUUGAGGAAGGAGUUCCCCAGAAAGGCCGAAAAGACGUUUUUCGACUGCCACAUGAUGGUUUCCGAGCCGGAGAAAUGGGUGCCGGAGAUUGCCAAGGCUGGCGGGGACCAGUACACUUUCCACUACGAGUCUACCAAGGACCCCAAGGGCCUUAUCAAGUUAAUCAAGGAACACGGCAUGAAACCCGCCUGUGCGGUGAAACCGGGCACGGAGGUUGAUGUUUUGUAUGAGCUUGGCGACGAGUUGCACAUGGCGUUGGUCAUGACGGUCGAGCCUGGUUUCGGUGGUCAGAAGUUCAUGCCCAACAUGAUGGCCAAGGUAGACGCCUUGAGAGAGAAGUUCCCUCAAUUGAACAUUCAGGUUGACGGUGGUUUGGGCAGAGAGACCGUGGUGCCUGCUGCCGAGGCUGGUGCCAAUGUCAUUGUAGCUGGUACGUCGUGCUUCACGGCUCCGGAUCCAGUGGAGCUUAUUGACUUUAUGAGGGAGACGGUGAACAAGAGCUUGAAGGCGAGGGGCGUGUACUCGUGA
This is a messenger RNA of Candidozyma duobushaemuli, 693 nucleotides long. RefSeq names its product ribulose-phosphate 3-epimerase. The record is from RefSeq and is a predicted model, not a curated record. NCBI's taxonomy places the organism in Eukaryota, Fungi, Ascomycota, Pichiomycetes, Serinales, Metschnikowiaceae. Gene Ontology annotation, biological process: carbohydrate metabolic process; pentose-phosphate shunt, non-oxidative branch; pentose-phosphate shunt. Bases 1 to 693 code for a protein of 230 amino acids. Gene Ontology annotation, cellular component: cytosol. The transcript has a single exon. Gene Ontology annotation, molecular function: metal ion binding; D-ribulose-phosphate 3-epimerase activity.